GCUGCGAGGAGGAAAGGGGCUAAUCGAACUCACGGCCCGCUGUGGACCAAUCCUGCUAAGCGGAGAAUCGCUGUGGCCGGACGACAGGGCGUCGAGACAAGAAGAAAGACGUUGGCAACUCAGAGGACUGGUUGCGACGUUAGACAAGAAAGCAAGGCCUUUAAGCAGGGAUUCGGGCUGGACGUGGGAGUGGGCCAAAGCGAAGCGGGAAACAGGAAACUACAACUCCCACAAGGCCUAGGGCCACGUCCUGCCGUCCUCGGCCCCUGAGCGUGAUGGGACAAGUAGUUUUGCGAACGGCUUAAUCUAGAGAUUUAAGAGGUUGGAAGCUAAGAGGCCCGGGGCUUCCGGAGGUCGCGGAGAUGGAAUUGGAGCAGAGAGAAGGGACCAUGGCAGCCGUGGGCUUUGAGGAGUUCUCAGCGCCGCCAGGCUCGGAGUUGGCGCUGCCUCCCCUAUUUGGGGGCCACAUCCUGGAGAGCGAGCUGGAGACGGAAGUGGAGUUUGUGUCGGGUGGUCUGGGUGGCUCAGGACUCCGGGAGCGAGAUGAAGAGGAAGAGGCAGCCCGGGGUCGGCGGCGGCGCCAGCGGGAAUUAAAUCGCAGAAAGUACCAGGCACUAGGUCGGCGCUGCCGGGAGAUCGAGCAGGUGAACGAGCGGGUCCUGAACAGGCUCCAUCAGGUGCAGAGGAUAACUCGGAGGCUGCAGCAGGAGCGGAGGUUCCUCAUGAGAGUGCUGGACUCCUAUGGGGAUGACUACCGGGCCAGCCAGUUCACCAUUGUGCUAGAGGAUGAGGGCAGCCAGGGCACGGAUGCUCCCACCCCAGGCAAUGCUGAGAAUGAGCCUCCAGAGAAAGAGGCACUGUCCCCGCCCAGAAGGACUCCUGCACCCCCAGAACCUGGCAGCCCAGCGCCCGGCGAGGGGCCCAGUGGGCGGAAGAGGCGGCGAGUGCCGCGGGAUGGACGCCGAGCAGGAACUGUGCUGACUCCAGAGCUGGCUUCGGUGCAGGUAAGGAAGUGGGGGGACUCAAGGGGAGGGACCGGGGCCCCAGAGCUGGCUCUGGUGCAGGUGAGGAGGGGGGGACUCACGGGAGGGGCCGGGGCCGGGGCCAGGGCUGGGGCUGAGUCAGGUUCAGGGCUCUUGGGUUUUGGUUUUGCACCCUGAGGGGCCCAGGCCUGGGGAAAGUUGGGAGAAAGGAGGUGAACCAGGAUGUGUUGGAGGCCUAGGAUCAGGCA
Molecule: messenger RNA, 1231 nt
Organism: Rhinopithecus roxellana (golden snub-nosed monkey)
Lineage: Eukaryota; Metazoa; Chordata; Mammalia; Primates; Cercopithecidae
Gene: TFPT
Product: TCF3 fusion partner
Exons: 5
Coding region: 363-1160 (265 amino acids)
Biological process (GO): apoptotic process; positive regulation of apoptotic process; apoptotic signaling pathway
Cellular component (GO): Ino80 complex
Molecular function (GO): DNA binding
Source: RefSeq, a predicted model, not a curated record